Erinaceus europaeus (western European hedgehog) is the source of this 1011-nucleotide messenger RNA. Its product is annotated as DNA (cytosine-5)-methyltransferase 1-like. The annotation marks the transcript as partial. The record is from RefSeq and is a predicted model, not a curated record. The transcript has 12 exons. Lineage: Eukaryota; Metazoa; Chordata; Mammalia; Eulipotyphla; Erinaceidae.
CGAGCCUCUCUCUUUUUCUUUUUAUCUCCCCCCCCCUCCUCCAUCUGGCCCAGGCUCAAAGAUUUGGAAAGAGAUAACCUGACGGAGAAGGAGUGCGUGAAGGAGAAACUGAACCUUCUGCGGGAAUUCCUGCACGCCGAGCUCCAGGCUCAGCUGGGUGACCUGGAAAGCAAGUUACAGACCGAGGAGCUGUCCGAGGAAGCCUACCUGGCUAAAGUCAAAUCCCUUUUAAAUAAAGAUCUGUCGGCGGAGAACGGAGGAGCCCGCGGCCCCCAGGCCAACGGCCGGCCCGAGCCCCCCGGCAGAGGCAGAGGCAGAAGCAGGAUGGCAGAACCCGCCAGGACCCCCCAGUCCUCGCCCAAGCUGGUGGCCCCGCGGAGGGGAAGAAGCAGGUCGAAUGGCGAGGCCAGGGCCGAAGCCUCGCCGAGCCCCCGCGUAACCCGACAGACCACCAGGCAGACUAUGAUCACAGCUCACUUCACAAGGGGCCCUGCCAAGCGGAAGCCCAAGGAAGACUCGGACAGGUCCUCCUCCGAAGACUCAGUGGAGGAGGAAGAAACAGACCAGGAGGAAAAGAGACGCCGAGUGAUCACCACAGAACCAGUCCCUGGGACGUCCCAGCAGCAGUCACCACAGCAGUCGGAGGCAGUAUCAUCAUCGAGGACUCGUCAGGCAGAGGAACGCAGCGACGGGGAGAGAGAAGAGAAGCGACGCAGAAGUCGAAGCAGAGAGGCAACCCCUCGACAGAGAGUGAAGGAAGAGUCCAGCCAAGAGACCAGAGCGUCAACCAUUAAAUCGGAGCCCAUGAGCGAAGAGGAAAGGGACGAACGGAAGCUCAGAAGUCAACCCAAAGACCUGGCUGCCAAACGGAGACCUGAAGAGAAAGAAUCUGACAGAGGGAAACCACAGACGCCGGACAGCAAAGACGAGGAUGAAAAGGAGGAGAAACGACGCAGAGUUACCCCCAAAGAACCGUAAGAAUCCAUUUCGGAGGGGUCGGGCGGUAGCGCA